This is a messenger RNA of Tachyglossus aculeatus (Australian echidna), 1038 nucleotides long. RefSeq names its product keratinocyte associated protein 3 (gene KRTCAP3). Lineage: Eukaryota; Metazoa; Chordata; Mammalia; Monotremata; Tachyglossidae. The transcript has 6 exons. The record is from RefSeq and is a predicted model, not a curated record. Bases 1 to 723 code for a protein of 240 amino acids.
AUGUGCCGCCGCCACUGCUGCCCGUUCGAGGCGUCCGGGGGUCCCCGGCGCCUGAUGCGCGGGGGGCUGGCCCUCAUCCUGCUGGGCCACGUCAACCUGCUGCUGGGCGCCGUGGUCCACGGCUCCGUCCUCCGCCACCUGGCCAACCCCGCCGGCACCGUCACCCCCGAGUACACCGUGGCCAACCUCAUCUCCGUCGGCUCCGGCCUGCUGAGCGUCUCCGUGGGAAUCGCCGCCAUCCUGGCCUCCCGGAACCUGCUGGCCGCCGGCCUGCACUGGGUACUGCUAGCCGGGUCCCUGCUGAACCUGCUGCUGUCCGCUGCCUGCUCGCUCGGCCUCCUCCUCGCCGUCUCGCUGACCGUGGCCAACGGCGGCCGUCGCCUCAUCUCCGGCUGCGGCCCGACCCCCCCGGGACACGACACCCCUUCGGCCCGGGACUUCCAGGGCGCGGACUGUCCCUUCGAUACCACCCGCAUUUACGAUACGGCCCUGACCCUCUGGCUCCCUUCCAUGGUCAUGGCCGCAGCUGAGGCCGUUCUCUCCGGCCGCUGCUGCGUAGCUGCCCUGGCCCUGCGUGGGGUCGGACCCUUCGGGGAGGAAGGACUCCGGGAGAAGCUGGCCGAGCUGGGAGACGCGGACUCCUCUGAGGUGAAGAAGAAACUUGGAUGCCAGGAGGAGAGUUCACAGCUUUUAAUGCAGGAAAUUAGGGAAAGCCGGGCCUAAGUUAGGUGAGGGCAGAGAGAAAGACUGAUUAUGUGAAUAACUUAAUGGAGAGGGGGGAACCCCCCCCGCCCCAAGUUUUCCUCUACGCCUCUCCCCCCACUCCCUUUGGCCUGCUUGUCUUCUCCAAGAAGGAAAGGCAGGCUAUUUUUUGUAUCAUCUUCCUCUUGUGCCCCAAGUGCCGCUCCCGGAGAUGUCGUCGUACAGAGGUCCCCUCGCUGGGACGCAAGUGCUCUUUCCCUACCCUCAGGAAGAGUCUGGAGAGCGGGCCCCGGCCCUAGUUCGUAAUGACUACAAUAAAAAGACCCGUCCUCCCUA